AUGGACCCCGAGGCCGACGAGGCCGCCAUGUCGCAGAUGUUGGGGUUCUCGUCCUUUGGCAUGCAGGACAGGCCGCUCAAGAAGCGCAGGCACGACGUCGGGGCAGAUGCCUUCAUGACGGACGCGCACGGGGGUGGCGGGGCGUCGAAUCCCCCCGCGCCGUCGCAGCAGCCGAGCCAUGGCGCAGCGGGUAGGCAGCCGGCGAACGCGGACGAGAUAUCCCUCGACGACGACGACGAUCACAACGAUGGCGCUGCGCCUGGGGCGACGGUGCCAGAGAGCGGGCCAUCUGGCGGUGUGAUGUCGUCGCGCCCGGCCGGUUUACCAGACCGUCCGCCCCCAGGAACAGGGUUCACGGGCUCCCCAUUCAACCGCCACCAGCCCCAGCAGGGGGGCCAGCACCAGCAUGGGAGGCAUUUUGACGAUCCCUCGCGGGGACCCUGGUAUGAGGGCUACUACGAUCCCGACUCGAACCAGAAUCCUUGGAAGAAGCUCGAAAAGGCCCGCGGUCUGCAGACCAGGGGCUCGUGGAACUUGUGCGACUUGCGGACGACGGCGGCGGCUUCCGAUGCGACAUGA
Molecule: messenger RNA, 579 nt
Organism: Hirsutella rhossiliensis
Lineage: Eukaryota; Fungi; Ascomycota; Sordariomycetes; Hypocreales; Ophiocordycipitaceae
Exons: 1
Coding region: 1-579 (192 amino acids)
Source: RefSeq, a predicted model, not a curated record